AUGAAUUUUCGUCUGGUGGCCAAUUGCCAAGGUCAAAGCCACAAGACAGUGCCUGAAGUUGACCCAUCUAUCCAGGUCCUCCUCCUGAAUUUUAACCUUUUGUCUACAAUCUUGAAUUCUACCUUGCCCCAAAUGGAUUCCCUGAAGAUGUUGUCCCUUGGGAAGCAGUUGGGAGGAUCUCUUUAUGUUGGAGAGAGGGCCUUUCAGAAUGUGGCUAGUCUCACAUUCCUGGACCUUGGAGGUAACAUGAAUGUAACACUACACCCCACUGCUUUUGCAGGCCUGACCAAACUUGAGGUGUUACUCUUGGAUGUUAAUGGCUUUGAUGAAAAGGUAUUGGAAAGAAGAUACUUCCAGGAUUUGCUGUCCCUGAAGAGACUGGAUCUUUCUGGAAAUCACAUUCAGAGACUAAGGCCUGAUCCAACCUUUCAGCAGCUUGGAAGGCUAAGCUUCCUUCAGCUGAAGCUCAACAGAAUUGAGAAGAUCUGUGGGGAUGACCUACAAAACCUCAGAGGGCGCCACCUUAGCUUGCUUGACCUGUCUUCUAACCGUUUGCUCUACCGUGACACCUGCACCAACCCUUUCCAGAAUAUCACGCUGGGAACCCUGGACAUCUCUUCCAAUCCAUGGAAUGUGAUGCAAGUUGAGCAAUUUUUCACAAGCUUAAGUGGCACACAGAUCAAGAACCUUAAGAUGCAACACUCAGGGGGCAUUGGGAGCUCAUUUGGUUUCCGUAACCUGAAGGACAUUUUGGCCAGCACCUUUUCUGGGCUACAUGAUAGUAGCACCUUCUCCCUUGACAUGUCCCAUGGCUUCCUGAAUGAAUUAGUCCCCUCUGUUUUCUCAGGGUUCCCAGAUCUCCAGGUCCUGCUUUUGAGGUCCAAUCAGAUUACUGAAAUCCAUGAUGGAGCCUUUAUCAGCCUGAAUCAACUCCGUGUUCUUGACCUAUCCAACAACCUUCUUGGGGAGCUGUACACAAAGGCCUUGCAAAGUCUGAGGUCAUCACCCCUCCAGUCUCUCAUCCUGAAGUCCAACCACAUUGGAACUGUUCAACAGGAUGCCCUCAUAGGGCUAGAUUUUUUGCAGUUCCUUGACUUGCAGGACAAUGCUCUCUCACAGGUACCAAAGGGGAAACUCUCAUCUCUACGGCACCUGAUGCUUGGGCAGAACAGGAUCAGAGAUGCCUGGGGCAUUGAGCAUCUUAGCCAGAAUCUGACACACCUUGACUUCUCCUCCAACCGCCUGAGUGACCUGGGACAGCUUUGGGUGCAGCUAGGGAAGAUUCCCUCUUUGGUUUUUUUGAAUCUCUCAAGCAACCACUUAUCAAGAUGCUUCAGGGUUCAUGAGGGCCCCAGAUACCUUAGAGAACUGGAUCUUUCCCAUAACAGCCUGGCAGAUGUCUGGAAAGGAGGAAAAUGUGUGGGCAUCUUCCAUCAUUUAGAGAGACUGACAGUCCUGAAUCUCAGCGCCGGUAGCCUCAGAGCCUUGCCUGAGGGUCUUUUCCAGGGGCUGGUGUCUCUGCAAACUCUGGAUCUCUCUGAGAACCUUCUGCCCUUACUUCCAGAGGAUGUAUUUCUUGGUCUGCAAUCUUUGCACACUCUCAGCCUCCGGGGGAACCCUAUGAUGACCCUCUCACCAUCCAUAUUCCAGCCACUUGUACUGUUGUGGACCUUGGACCUGCAAGAAUUGGCCUUGCUUUGUCACUGUGAGCUUGCAGGAUUGCAGACCUGGUUGCAGAGCAAUAGCGUGGCACUGAAAAGAUCUGUGGCAGGCAUUCCUUGCUUUCUUACCACUCCACCUUUCACCCAAGUCUCCCUGUCCUGGUUCCUCCACAGCAACUGUAAUGAGUGGUGAAAUGACCCCCACCAUACUACCAACUGUAGUAACUGGGGAAAACAAGUGUUUUAAUUUGCAUGCUGCUAAUGCUUGGAGGCUAGAUUAAACCACCUUCUCAGGUGGGGACAAGUUACAGGACAGGUUUCAGAGCUAGCUUACAGUCUGCCUGCCUAUGAGAAUGGCAGUUGAGAGCCAAGCUACAAGAAAUGAACUUCAGGAGGAGGAGCACUUGAAGGGAGUCGCAAU
Messenger RNA from Eublepharis macularius, 2082 nucleotides. RefSeq names its product toll-like receptor 5. The transcript has a single exon. The record is from RefSeq and is a predicted model, not a curated record. Bases 1 to 1854 code for a protein of 617 amino acids. Gene Ontology annotation, molecular function: protein binding. NCBI's taxonomy places the organism in Eukaryota, Metazoa, Chordata, Lepidosauria, Squamata, Eublepharidae.